UCGGUACCGGACCUGAAGGCACGGAACUUCGACUAGAAAGAGCGGUAGUGUCAUUUUGUGCGUCGAGAGUGUGAUUUGUGCUUUGUCGCCGCGUCGUGACCUUGCUCCCCAAAAUCGUGAAAUUGCUCUGCGGAGGACUUGUUCCAGCAGAAGCAUGGAUGUGUUCCAGAUCACGCAGGGCAGGUUGAAGGAACAAGCCGUAAAUGUGUCGAAGAUGGGGCUUCCUUCAGUUCCCCACCUCUCAUGUAUCCGUUAAUGUGGAUAGGAUUGGUGGGUAUGUGGUUUUUCACUUACAUUUCGUGUCUGAGACCUGACGCCCCUAACUUCGCAAGCGUUUUCCUAAUCAGAUUCUUUUGAUGGUCACUUGCCAUUCCCGCUCAAAUCACAAGUCUUUCGUGUUGCCAUCUACUCAAGUAGGUAGCAGAAAGAUAGUUUAGGUAUCUUAGACACUCAGGACGGAGAAUGCUGGAGGUCGAACGUCUCGGCUUCAAAAUGCUCGAGGGAUGUUUCAAUCCACGUACUUGAAAGCAUUCAAUGCCCUGGUAGCGUACUUGGGGAAUUGCUUUGCUUUCUCUGAUUUUAACGUUCUACUUUCUACAGCUUCUCUGUUUCUUUCACCUUGUUAUCAAGGUUGCAGAUCUUCGAAGAUCUGGUCGCUUUUUUGUGGAAGAGAGGAGCACACAUGAUCUUCACAAGAGGAAUUGAGAAGUUUUAGGACACAUGUGCAGAUGCAUCAUAUUAUAUAUCAGCACCCCUUUUUUGUCUUGGAGCAACUGGCUGCAUUAUAACACUCUUUAACCCUUAUUUUCAGGCAUGGUUUUGGGAUGUAAAGCCCUAAAUCUUUGUAUGAUGAUGCCGUGAACAGCUGACUGUUUGUUCGCCAAAUCACUUGAGGAGAUCAUUUCUUUAAACCAGUGGUUUUGGUUGUUCGUUGUUCGCAUGAAUUGAGCAGGGUGCUAUGCAGCGAAAUCCAAAUGCUUACCAGAUCCCAUCCGAACUCUGAAGUCAAGGUGCCUUAGGCCGGAUUAGUUCGGGAGGUUCGCACCCUCUUGGAACUUCUUGAUCGUCAUUUACUCGCGCACGAAGGCAACCUGUUUUUUUGCUCAUGGGAGGGGUGCGAUCUCUCAUUGAAUGUGAAUGCGAACUUCAGACGCAUCGAAGGCUUCGUAAGAAGUGGGAUUCAAAUGUACUGCGAGGAACCAAAGUGGAGGAUGAUGCUCGUUUAACUUGUUCUGAACCAGGAUGUGGGAAAGUGUUCAAAUAUCUAUCUUUGCUGCAGACGCACAUUGAGAGCGUGCAUGAUUCUUCGCCAGUCACUCAAGCAAUAUGCGUGGAACCUGGUUGUGGGGAAAUUUUCGAUAGCCUCUCUCAGUUAAAAGCACGUAUCAAGGUCGCACACUGUUACGUUGUGUGUGAAACUUGUGGUGUAUCCAUGUUGAAAAAAAAACUCAAAUCCCACACCCAAACCCAUGAAGGAGUGCAGACCUUGAUUCGGUGUUCACACCCCGGUUGAUUGCACAGUUACAUCAAGGUACAUGCGGGAGCACGACUGUGUACUCGUUUUUCUGUUAGUUAUUUUUUAAACGUUGCUGAUGUGAUGAACAACUCUCUGGAUUUUUAAUACGUGCACUAGUGUAGUUGCAGAGACUUUGCUGUAGGAUUUGCCUUAACAUAAGUUUUUUGACUAGGUUCAUUUGAUAAAUUUAAGUUAAUGAAGUAUGGUCGAAGUUUUUCAAUGGCUGGGAUGGCUUUUUAACUCUCUUUUGAGUAUGGUGGAAUGGAAGGGGGUUUGAGAGGGGGAUGAUUUUUUUGGGGUACAGUAAGAACGAGUAAGAAGUAGUGUCGCGGAUAUCGGCCGGCCAUCAGAACGUACGGCCCUGGGGAUGUAGCUCAGAUGGCAGUAUCAGAUGGUAGAGGCUGAGCCGAGCGGCGGGUCUCCGUGAAAUCCGGAGACGCAUCCUAGUGAUCCAGAAAUAUCGGAAUGUUCAAUUGUGGAGGGAUUUUUAGAGCACAAUAGUUUGCUACAGUCGGAGAAGAAGCUUUGCAACACUCUAGGAGAUUGCGAAGCAACAAUUUGCAGAUAGAUUGGACACACAAAUUGUAGAUCCGGAAUUUUCCGCACAACCAAUUAUUUUGCGAGAAAUGUAACCGGCAGAGUUAGAGCGUUUUAGGAAUUUUAGUUCCCUAAUCAGCAGAACUUAGCGUAGUUAAACACUAAUGCAUUGACUAGUGCAUUGAGAGACAUGGAGAAACGGGGGGAUAGCGGUCGCCGGAAGGAAGGGUCUAGUAAUGUCCAGAAAAAGAACCAGCUUAUGUGUUACGAAGUAAGGCCCAAUUGGCGACAGCGACAAGUGCAGGAAGUGGAUAUGGACACAAGAGAAGGAACCACCUGCGAUGACAACAACGACCUCGCAGACGAGGGAGAUUCCAGAUCGACUCUACUUGAACAAGAGAAGGAUACAAUGCCGCCACCAAUAUCGACACAUUUGAAGGACUUGACGAGGGAUACACACAAUAUUAUGAGUAUUGAAGGGGACGGAAAGACCACGUCGGACCACCAUCACAACUCCAUCCAGUACACUAUCAUUGAAACUAUGGAACAAACCCAAGACUUAGGGCACACACCAACCGACCAAAAUGACUACACUAGCCAAUGCACAACAUUGGGAAGGAAAUUUGAAGAGCUUGUUCAUCACACAUUAGAGAAACUUGGGGAAUACAUUCAGUCAAAGUGGGACAUUGCUGAGGAUUUUUUACAAUCAAACCCUCUACUAGGCCUAAUGCAUCAGUAUUCCAUAGACAAAGAGCUAGAGCUGCUAGUAGCACAAAUGAAACUGGAUGCAGAAAUUCUCCUACACGCAUAUGGAAUCGAUUCUGCAAUCGUAGGAAUCACAAAAACCUCCACAUCACUAGAUUCACCGUUGCCACAGCCACGACCCAAAUAUACCACAGUUGGAGCAUCCCUUAGCCAGAGUACUUUUAAACAGAUGACUUUUGAACAGAUGCAGGCUCAAAUAGCACACAAAGAAAACCAUACCUUCAUAGUAUAUAUGCAAAAACAUCCAGAAUCUCACUUUCUUCACAAAUGGGCCUCCAGCAACUUGCAUCCUUCAUAUUCCUCAACCACCAUGCUUGGAGGUGGCUAUUUUGAGAUCCAAUUCACUAAUGAAUCAGGCAAAACUCUAACUCUUAGUAGACAAUACAAGUUCAACAACCAUGAUAUGUUUACAAAAUGGUGCAUAGAUUUCAACUUGAAAACCACCUAUGAUUCAAAUCUAACCAAUCUCUCAAUUUGGGUACAAUUAUGGGGCCUUAGACACAUCUUUAGAACCUCCCAACUCUUCAUAAAAGCUCUUCAUAAAAACACCAUUGGUGAGAUAAUUGUGAUAGAUCCCUUCAAAUCUUAUUGUAGUAAGAUAGUAAAACCUUGA
Messenger RNA from Physcomitrium patens, 3431 nucleotides. Its product is annotated as transcription factor IIIA-like. Gene Ontology annotation, cellular component: nucleus. Gene Ontology annotation, biological process: regulation of transcription by RNA polymerase II. NCBI's taxonomy places the organism in Eukaryota, Viridiplantae, Streptophyta, Bryopsida, Funariales, Funariaceae. The record is from RefSeq and is a predicted model, not a curated record.